AUGGGGUCUACACAACCGGCAGGGUCUUCAGGCCCGUCAUCCAACAUUAACUCUCCGAUAAUAGCGCCAGGAACAGCUCCUUUCCUCAAUGGUGUAACUGCAGAUGUGAGAUCCUCCCCGGCACCUCCCAGUAAUGCAUCAGUGCAAGCCGAUAGCACGAGAUCAAAGCGCAACAAACGGGAUAGUCGGAAAAAGAGAGAGGCCAAGGGCCUUGAUCAGGAAACCGUCCAGCCCAAAAAGAAAGCCGCCCUGGCUCAGCAUACCGCUGUCCCCAGCUCUGAAAUCAGCAUUCUUCGACCCAUCUUGCUUGCGGAACCCAGAGCUUCGGAUUUGUUACCACCACAGCCACGUCAACUGAACUUUGUGACCCGUAAAACAUCCGAUAUAAUCGGUCAAAGUUGGGAUUUCUACGAGGUCGUUGACAAACUCACUAACAAAAACGGAUUCCGCUAUAGCUAUGCCAUAGCCGACCCGAGCUUUUCACAUAUCAAAUACCGCCAAACCGACGUGCCGCCUUAUCAUGCCCGUUUCAGCUUUGAGGAUUCACCCGCAGCAAUUUUCUUUAGUGAAGAUGCCCGUGCAGUCACAACAAGCAAUCCUUGGCACACCGCACGUGCCAAUGUUUGUGUGCGUGAGGGGACAUACUAUUACGAGGCUCGCGUUAUCAGCGGAAUCCUGAACGAACAAUCUAUACCUACCAAUGGCACUUCUUUUAGCCCGUCAAGAGGCCAUGUCCGUCUUGGAUUUGCUCGGCGAGAGGCUGACUUGGAUGCAAACGUUGGCGUCGACUGUUACGGUUAUGGGAUCCGUGACGUGAAUGGCGAAGUGGUCAACAGAAUGCGCUGCGAGUACUUCUUUCCGAAGGGCGAAUCGAUUCGCGAGGGGGAUGUUUUGGGUAUGCUCAUCACGCUUCCGCCAUUAUCCCUUCAUAAAAAGGUCGUCGAGGGGACCUAUGACCCUACCAUCGAUGGGGACGGCUCAACGCCUGCACCAAAGUCUCAUACAACUAUGAAUAUCAUCAGAGAUCGCAUUCCCUUUCACUACAAAUCCGAUUUCUGCUGGCAACAAUCCAAUAUAUUCUCCACAAAGCAUUUACGAGAUUAUGCAUUUAACCUCAAGGAAACCCCUACUUUUGGGCCACCAUCACCUUUCAAUAGCGAGGAUCCCUCUUUGCGCACGCUGCCAGGUUCGAGCAUUACGAUCUUCAAGAAUGGUGUGAAGAUGGGCGCACCAUUCAAACAAUUGUAUGGUUUUCUACCACCGGCCAGUAGGCUCGCAAAUGGCACCAAUAAUUUAGGUAUUGGCGAGCGAGAGAAUGCUGACGAUGGUAUGCUUGGCUAUUAUCCUGCUGUCAGUUGCUAUGGUGGCGGCGCUGUUGAAUGUCGCUUCGAAGGCCCCUGGUGGGUUGGACCACCGUCUCAGGCAGAUAACGGUGGGCCAGUGCGGGGAAUAGGCGAGCGAUUCGAUGAGCAAAUAGUGGAAGAUGUCGUGGCAGAUAUUGUUGACGAGGUCGAAGCCAUGCUCAUUUGGGGUGAUGUGGAUGGCGACGUUGUUGGUAAUGCAGAAGUUGAUAGCUCCAGCGCUGGUGCUGUUGGAGGCCCUGAAGUCCUCAAGGGUGGAGUCGAGGCAGCAUAUGAAUCUUCCAUGAUCUCAGGAUCUCGAACAGAUUCCACGGCUGUGGACAAUAUCUCCUUGGGCGAAGGAAUCAACGGUAACAAUGUCGGUGCAGACCAUGCAAUGCUCGAGGAAGCUCAUGAACAAGGCCUUGGAGAUCCUCCGAAUGUCGAAAUCUCUUCUACGAACCUGCCAAGCACGCUUGAAGAUGUUGAGAUGUCAUAA
This is a messenger RNA of Aspergillus clavatus NRRL 1, 1839 nucleotides long. RefSeq names its product SPRY domain-containing protein. Gene Ontology annotation, molecular function: protein binding; transcription cis-regulatory region binding. The record is from RefSeq and is a predicted model, not a curated record. Gene Ontology annotation, cellular component: Set1C/COMPASS complex. The transcript has a single exon. NCBI's taxonomy places the organism in Eukaryota, Fungi, Ascomycota, Eurotiomycetes, Eurotiales, Aspergillaceae. The coding region runs from base 1 to 1839 and encodes 612 amino acids.